GGAUUUGCAAGUAUCUCGAAGGCGGGCGGAUAAAGCAUGUCGGACAAAGGACACACAUCCGCAUCUCGAUCAUCUCUGCGAAUCAGUGGCCCGUCGUUGCUGAUGACAGUGGAGCAACCCCGACGGCAGAGGAACGCUGACAGCGAGGCCUUCACUUGCGGCUAGGUGGUGUGCUAUAUGUGGAUACAAGCCCCAAUUCCGCAGAUACCUUCGUCGCCCACACGGCACUGCACCGCACUUGCACUGCACCUACUACCUUGCACCUACUACCUCACACCCACUGCGCUCUAUCUACGUGGAAACCUUCAUCCCACUCGCAUGCCGUUUGCGCUCUUUGUUGAUGGACUCGUUGUUCCUAUUGUAACGGCCGCAUGAGUCUCCCGCCUGGACAUGCGAGGCGCGCGCUGCCUUCCUCGCCUCCCUCCCUCUCCACGCGCCUGUGACCGAUCGAGCGGCCGGCAUGCAUGAUGCGUUGUUCUCGGAGACGAGGCUCGACAGGCGGAAGGUGGGCGGGCGGGCGGGCGGGCCUGUGCUCGCAGAGUGCACAGCGAAAGUGAAUCUUGGUGGCGUACUUGCAUCUCGGAAGUGCUGCUGCGAUAGAACAUACACACCCACCAGGAACACCUAUUGGAGGUGUGGUCCAUGGGCGGAUCAGAGAAGCCGGACGCGCAUACUUGCUUACUUGCUUACCUCUACUCCGCGCACGGCGGAUAUUCUCCCGACCUAUGUUCUCUUGUCUCUGGGCCUGGCACGCAAAAGAAGAAGCAAAAAGAGGUAUCGAAGCACAGGGGCGCCUCUCAUUCCGUCCCUCUGUCACUACCUACUACCUCCUAUUGCAUACCGUGCGAUCGAUGUGCAUGUGACAAGGCGCUUGCCGGUGUCCUCGGCUGGCUGCAUACGCUGUACUUCGUUCUCGGCACUAGCAGGCACGACAUCGCUAGAGCCGAGCCGUGUAGUACCUUAGUGUACUUGUCAGAUGUGCACGCUCCCCGUAAACCGAUGUCCUUAGUCCACCCCUCGAACAUCAUCAGAUGCCAGCAAGGCUCAUCCAUCAUCAGCACCAUGUGCUUCAGCAACACCAUUACCUGGAAAAAGUGCGGGCAUUAUGCCAUUCGCCGCGUGUUUUGCGAGGACGCAGUGGCACGGACGCCGCAGGAGUACUGCCGCAACGCCUUUGCUCCCACCUUCACCGAUGUCGAUGCCAGCAAUGGGGUCUGCCCCGAUCGCAACAAGCACCCACCUGCUCCUGGACAGCCCUUUACAUCCGCCUGGAGCCUGCAGUUGGGAAUCACGACCACCAGCGGAGAGGGAAAUCUGUGGUAUCGACAGAACCAGGGCCAGACUUAGGCACCACUACUACGUGGACACGCAGCUACAGCAGCAGCGGCGGCGGCAGCAGCAGGAGGAAGCGGAGGGGCGGGGACGGGGAAAGCAAGCAUCGUCGUCAUCAGGGGCGGUAGCAUGAGCUCACGUUGCCAGUUCGUCAAGCAUCCAUCCCUAUACCACACCAUCUCGAGCGUGCGAAUACCAGACUGACACGUAUCAGGAGCUUUCGAGCUUAAGGGG
Sphaerulina musiva SO2202 is the source of this 1566-nucleotide messenger RNA. RefSeq lists its product as uncharacterized. Lineage: Eukaryota; Fungi; Ascomycota; Dothideomycetes; Mycosphaerellales; Mycosphaerellaceae. The record is from RefSeq and is a predicted model, not a curated record. The transcript is spliced from 3 exons. Bases 643 to 1347 code for a protein of 234 amino acids.